Pangasianodon hypophthalmus (striped catfish) is the source of this 4196-nucleotide messenger RNA. RefSeq names its product leucine-rich repeat LGI family, member 2b (gene lgi2b). Gene Ontology annotation, biological process: inhibitory synapse assembly. The transcript has 8 exons. The record is from RefSeq and is a predicted model, not a curated record. The coding region runs from base 377 to 2008 and encodes 543 amino acids. Gene Ontology annotation, molecular function: protein binding. Lineage: Eukaryota; Metazoa; Chordata; Actinopteri; Siluriformes; Pangasiidae.
CAUCCUAACAGUUAGGAUUUUUCUCAGACUUUUAUUUUGUCUCAUGGACAGUCUGUAUAUAACAACAUGCCAUGAUGAUAAUUAAAUCAAUUAAAGCAUUAAUAAUUGCAGAUUUAUCCAGAAAACAUAAACAAACGCUGAAUCUACACUGCAAUACACUAUAUAUUUGUGUAUAAGUUUUAGUGUUGAAUCGCUAAACUACUGGAUAAAAUGAAAGAAGUUAAUUAAUGUUAUGUAGCAAAACAGCGCCGCACUCAAACCCUUGCGCAUGCGCACUUCAUUAAAAAACCCCAAACAAGCCAGUCAUGCUGAAGUGAGAGCUCCUGCAGUGCUGCAUUUCUGUCCGGGACUCUGAAUAAAACACUCAGCUUCCACCAUGAGCACUGCAGCUCCCACUCCUCCUGUGCGAGUCUGUGUGCUCCUCACUUUAUUCCUCUCAUGCUGGGUGAAUUGCUCAGGAGGAAAGCGUGUGUUUAAAUGUCCUUCAGGCUGCACCUGCACCACUGAGACCAUCAUCUGCGUCGGAUCAUCCUUCAUCCCCCGGACUGUCCCUGCUGACAUCAGCUCUCUGAGCAUUGUUAAUGGCACUUUCCCAGAAAUCAGAGAAGCUACAUUUGCCCUGAUGCCAUCCCUGCACUUGCUGCUCCUUAAUUCCAACUCCAUCUCCUGCAUAAAGGACGACGCCUUCUCCGGCCUUCCUCGCCUCGAGUACCUAUUCAUCGAGGGGAACAAGAUCGAGGAGAUAAGCAAACACGCCUUCAGAGGACUUCGAGACGUCACACAUCUGUCUUUAGCGAACAACAAUAUGAAAAGUUUACCCAAAGGCCUGUUCUCUGACCUGCACUCUCUCAUAGAGCUAGAUUUGAGAGGAAACCAGUUUCAGUGUGACUGCCAGUCCAUGUGGCUGAUGUUGUGGCUGAAGAAGACGAAUGCGACGGUUUCAGAUGUUUACUGUGCAGAACCGGAGAAGAUGAAGGGCGUCCUGCUGAAGGACUUCCCUGAGAAGCACGCCAAGUGUGUCUCCACUGAUUUUAUUCCUCAUCAGACCAUAAACACUCAGUCCAUGUCAGCGGACAUUUUCUCCUACAAAGAAGACGUGUAUGUUGCUCUGGCCGUGCCGAACUCGGACAGCUGUCUCAUCAUGGAGUGGGAUCACAUCGAAACCCACUUCAGGCCUUUCGAUAAUAUCACAGGGCGGUCCGUGAUUGGCUGCAGGUCGGUGUUGAUUAACGAGCAGGCGUUCGUGAUCGUCGCUCAGCUCUUCGAUGGCUCUCGAAUCUACAAAUUCGACCAGGAGCAGAACCAGUUCACCAAAUUCCAAACAGUCGAAAUGCUUAACGUGUCCAAGCCGAACGACAUCGAGGUGUUCCGACUCGGGGACGAGUGGUUCUUCUUGAUCGUGGACAGCUCCAAAGCAGGCAUGUCCACCCUGUUCAAGUGGAACAACACCGGCUUCUUCCCGUAUCAGUUCCUCCACGAGUGGUUCCGCGACACGGAUGCGGAGUUCGUCGACCUGGAUGGGAAGUCCGUGCUCAUCCUGGCGAGCCGUUCUCAGGUCCCCGUCAUCUACCAGUGGAACAAGAGCACCCAGACGUUUGUUCUCUUUGAGGACAUACCCAACAUGGAUGACAUGGUGAGCGUGAAGGCCUUCAGGAUCGACCGCGUCCUCUAUCUGGCUCUGGCCUGCUACAUUGGAGACUCGAAGGUCCUCAAGUGGACGGGGAAGCGCUUUGAGGAAGUUCAGGGCUUCCCGUCGCGUGGUGCGAUGGUCCUCCAGCCGUUUAGCUUCAGAGAUCAGCACUAUCUCAUCCUGAGCAGCGAUUAUUCCUUCUCUCAGAUCUUUAGAUGGGACAAGGAGAAGCAGAUCUUCCUCAAAUUCAGGGAGGUGUACGUUCAGUGGCCUCGUUCUUUUACUCCGUUAUCGACGGGUCAGCGUGAUUUUCUCCUCGCCACCAGUUUUAAGGGGAAAACGAAGGUUUUUGAACACGUCUCAGUCGAUUACAGCUGAUGAGACUAAGAGCGCUGUGGUCUUACUUAGAGCUGGGCGAUAAUCAAGUUUUACUGAUACCAACAUUUCAUUUGUUUCAUUGACGUUAUUAUUAUUUUUCUAAAUUCAGCAUUGUUGAUUGUUUCACUGCACCACUGCUAACAUUUAACUUUCUUUGAGCACAGGUUUAAUCCUGCUCUCAGCCAAUCAGGGCACACCUUGGGGCAGAAAUGAUUGUGAUUGGACGUGAAGUGACUUCAGUUAAAUAAAUAUACACUGUGAGUCUGGUUUAGCGCCAGUUUUAGAAGUAAACUACGGCUGACUGAGCCGUCUGUUGCUGUUUAAAGAAUAGUUUACAUCAUUUGUUAUGUAAUGUUUAAUAUAAUAUAGUUUAUUUUUAUGUGAAAAGAAAUUUUUAAUAAUAUUCCUUUACAGUUACAGUCCUCUAGGUUAAACUAUAAUACGUGAACCAACUUGAGGUGUGUGUGCGGGACUCGUUUUUAAAUCCUAUUCCCACAGAAGGUCUGGCCAAUCCCAUCUGCCCACAGUAUUUUCUAGCAUACUGAGUUGUUUUAUUUCUACAGAGCUGCUGAGGUGACUAGUGAUACCAAGAUACCAAAGUCGUGGCCACAAAUUGUUUAACUUGAGUCCAUUUAAGACCCAAUGACUUUACUGGAGUGGCUGUCUACAGUGGAGCAAAACAAAUCCACAUCCAUUAAAAAGGCUAUAAUGUGGCGUCUCUUCCACAAUCUGUGUAUGGCCUGAGUAAACACGAUCCCCAUCACACAUAGAAGGCACACAGCUAUGCAAUCUAGCAAGCUGUAAAAAAGUCAUACCUCUUACCCAAGUACGCUAGUGGUAGAAAUUCAACAUCACUAGCUAGCCAUAGCUAAUAACAGUCUGAGGAAAUCCAGUGUUAUGCCUCCCAAUAAUGAAUAUGAUUAAUGUAAAAAAAAAAUAAAUAAAAAAUAGCUAUGACCAUGCUUAAUAUGUGGUCUCCAGUUAAUUACUUAAUGGGAAUGGGUGAAAAAUUGCUUAAAAUGGUACAGGCUAAUGGUAUAUCCAUGUAGCAUUAUUCCAAGAUUAAAAGUAAAGUGUAAUAUUAUCAAAUCAUCUCCACUCUUAGAUUCCUGUGGUAUAAAAAAGAAACCCUGAUUUCUCUGAUUUUCUCACUCAUUUUAAAAUACAGUAUUUCAUGGCCUCGAGAGAGAUCUUGAGAAACUUAACUCGUGACUCGUGAAAUAUUAUCUCAUGGCCACACUUCAUUAAAAUAAAUACCACCAUAAAUGUCACCUCAGCGGCUCCUCAAAAUAUGACCAAAUUAGUCAUUUAAACCACAGAGACUCUGGCUAAAGGUUAAAGCAUUUACUGAAGAUGAAUAAACGAACGCAUGGCUGUUCUUUGUUCUGCAAGUUUCCCACAACUUUUUUUGUCCUAACAGAUCUCGGUCCUGAUGCACACCUCUGGUACCAACAUAGUGACAUGCGAUUGUAUCUUAUAAUCCUAGUUUAGUAUUUUUUUUCGGAGAGUAUACAUGAGCAAGAUGUUUAGCAAAAAAAAAAAGUUAUUGUAUUUAGCAAAAAUUUCUUUUCAUAUCGCCCAGCUCUAGUCUUACGGUAAUACAAUGUCAAGACUAAUGUAAAUUGAAUCUUUCCCUUUUGAAGAUGUAUGCAUAAUAACCCUGUCUAAAUAAUAAUAAUAAUAAUAAUAAUAAUAAUAAUUUGGCCUUUGCGCUUUGCCUGGAAGAGGCGUAACCAUGGUGCAUGUCCGUAUUUCCCAGUAUGCAACGGUUUUACAUUUACUGUUAUAUUACAAAUCAAUUAGAGUGACAUGGAUUCCCAAAAGCAUCAAACUUACAGCGUGUUUAAUAUUUAAUCCUACUUCCAUACUUCUGGGGAAUCCGAGUCUUGCUGCUUAUCAUCUCCGAGCUUUUCACGUUCUGUGUUUUUGGUCUAACGGACUGUUACUUGCCGAGAGGAGCAAUAACUUUACGCUGAUUUAACGCUAUGCAAGUAGAUGUAGAGACGCUGACCAAAGAUAGACUAACACUGAGCGCUAGCAAUACUUCCUGUAGAGAAUGAACGCCUUGUUUAUUAAUGCUGCAUCCUCUUUAUGGCUUCUGUAAAAAAGAAAAGCGCUUUGGUUGGUUCAAAGCUGCCGUGUGCAUCAACUGUGUAUAUAUAAAGAAGAAAAUAAACACUGUUGUGUA